Molecule: messenger RNA, 1055 nt
Organism: Kogia breviceps (pygmy sperm whale)
Lineage: Eukaryota; Metazoa; Chordata; Mammalia; Artiodactyla; Physeteridae
Gene: CLDN25
Product: claudin 25
Biological process (GO): cell adhesion; bicellular tight junction assembly
Cellular component (GO): bicellular tight junction; plasma membrane
Molecular function (GO): structural molecule activity
Source: RefSeq, a predicted model, not a curated record
AAAUAAAAGUGUAAAACAUGAAGUCAUGUUACCCUCCAGAAAGAUUACAUCAAUGUAUAUUCCCAGAACAUCAUUCUCAUCUUCUCGGAACUGGGGAGUGAUUUAAGUGUAUGAAUUCACUCAUCAAAUAUGUAUUGAUGGCUUACUGUCUGGCUUUUUUGCCUCUCAUGGGUCCCUCCCCGAGGAUCCACACCCACAUCCAAUCUUGGGCUCUCACCCCCUAAACCCAAACUUUGCCAAGUUCCUGGCACCUGCUUCAGCUGCUGAGUGGACUCCACUCAGCUCCCCCAAAAGUCCUGCCUGCUGAUCAGUCACCAAGCCACCUGUCCUCCUUUUCUUUCUGCCUUUCUUUUGUGGUGGGAGUAACCAUGGCCUGGAGUUUCCAAGAGAAAGCCCAGCUUGGGGGACUGCUCCUCUCUCUGCUUGGCUGGGUCUGUUCAUGUGUCACCAACGUCCUGCCCCAAUGGAAAACUCUCAAUCUGGAGCUGAACGAAAUGGAGACCUGGAUCAUAGGACUUUGGGAGGUCUGCGUAGAUCAGGAGGAAGUUGCCACUGUGUGUAAGGCCUUUGAGUCCUUUUCGUCUCUGCCCCUGGAGCUCCAGGCAUCCCGCAUCCUCAUGGUAGCCUCCCAUGGGCUGGGACUACUGGGGCUUCUGCUGACUGCUUUGGGGGCCCAAUGCUUCCAGUUUCACAGGAUCAGAUGGGUAUUUCAGAGGUGGCUUUGCCUCCUGGAAGGGACUUUGGAGGCAUCAGCUUUGGCCACUCCCCUCUUUCCAGUCUCCUGGGUGGCCUACGCCACAGUCCAAGACUUCUGGGAUGACAGUGUCCCUGAGAUUGUGCCUUGGUGGGAGUUUGGAGAUGCCCUCUGCCUGGGCUGGGCUGCUGUUGUUUUCCUGGCCCUGUUACUCCUCAUCUUCUCGGCCUGCCUGGGAAAAGAAGAUGUGCCCUCUGUCCAGAUGGCCGUCCCUACAGCAGCCUCACCAUCCUGUGCUCCAGCAGAGGAGUCCGAUCGCUCGUCCUACCUAAUGCCAAGACCUAGGAUCCCGUUCAUCUAG